GCGCGACUCGCAGCCAACUUCGGUGGGUCCUUCCACUGCCGAAAAACGUAAACGUCAAAAGAUUGGAAAGGCCGUAACGAGCCGUCCUGACGUUUUUAGAAGACGAAAUAUACCCUCGUCAUGACGGCGGCCGUCGCAUUGCCGCAGAAAAAAUAUUACAGGCAACGAGCACAUUCGAAUCCCAUCGCCGAUCACUGUAUCGAAUACCCAAGAACUCCGAGUUGCAUGGACUGGAGUCAGCUGUACGAUGCACAUUUUCAUGACCUUAAGAAUGACGGAAUCGAGUCUCCACCUCCCAAGCAGGUCGAAUUUGCGGACAUAGGCUGUGGCUACGGCGGAUUACUUGUGACACUGUCCACCAUGUUUCCGGAUAAUUUGAUUCUCGGCAUGGAAAUCAGAGUCAAGGUUUCCGACUAUGUGACUGACCGCAUAGCAGCGCUCCGUCUUCAACACCCUGGACAGUACCAGAACAUUGCUUGCUUGAGGUCAAAUGCGAUGAAGUAUCUCCCUAAUUAUUUCCAGAAAGGACAGUUGAAAAAAAUGUUCUUCCUCUAUCCAGAUCCACAUUUCAAAAAGGCUAAGCACAAGUGGCGCAUCAUAAAUAAAUCGCUUCUUGCCGAAUAUGCGUACGUGCUAGCUGAAGGGGCCAUCGUCUAUACGAUGACCGAUGUCAAAGAUCUGCACGAGUGGAUGGUACAACAUUUUGUCGAGCAUCCGCUCUUUGAAAGAAUUCCUGAAGAUCAAUUGACUUCAGAUCCGAUAGUUGCAAAGCUUUACGAAAGCACGGAAGAAGGCCAAAAGGUGACAAGAAACAAGGGCGAUAAAUUUCCAGCUGUGUUUCGACGGAUUCCAGAUCCAUUUGUGGAAAAUUAUAGUUAACAGUUCGGUACUUGUGAUCUUUUCUUAAUAAAAGUGAAGAACAAUAAAU
Molecule: messenger RNA, 928 nt
Organism: Diprion similis
Lineage: Eukaryota; Metazoa; Arthropoda; Insecta; Hymenoptera; Diprionidae
Product: tRNA (guanine-N(7)-)-methyltransferase
Exons: 6
Coding region: 121-879 (252 amino acids)
Biological process (GO): tRNA methylation; RNA (guanine-N7)-methylation
Cellular component (GO): tRNA methyltransferase complex
Molecular function (GO): tRNA (guanine(46)-N7)-methyltransferase activity
Source: RefSeq, a predicted model, not a curated record